UUGACAUACCAAAAUUACACAAACAAUGGCUCUCGAACAGAUGAAGGAGCUAUUGAUUUGAAGUCCAACGAAGUUGCUUGUGUUUUCGAAAAUGUGAUAAGUGUUGUGAAAUUGUUGAAAAAUGUGGAUAGCUACGAAAACAAAAAAAUACGGCGUUGCGAUAUAUAACUGGAAAGGCGAAACACGUCUUGGCCUGUCCCUGGAAAUAGGGGAAACUGUACAAAUCCUUGAGGAAUAUCCAGGCUGGUACAGAGGGUUCUCAACUAAAAACAGAUCGGUCAAAGGCAUAUUUCCACAGUCGUACAUCCACUUGAAACCUUGCAAAGUCGAUAACGAAGGUCUCUUUGAAAGCGUUGUACCUAUCGAGGAUCCUGUAAUCAGGGAAGUCACCCUAGUUCUUAGAGAAUGGGGCGAUAUAUGGAAAAAACUGUUUGUGAACAAAGAGAACUACAAGUUCGAAACUGUUGGGAAGGUUAUGAGGGACUUGUUAGAAUGGCGGAGGCAACUGGUAUCUGGCACUCUUACCCACGAUCAAACGAACGAGCUGAAACUGAAGAUAAUUGGAAAAAUCGACUGGGGAAAUCGAAAACUGGGAUUGGACUUGGUACCUCGACAAGGAGCUGAGAUGGUCAAUUCUGACUGCAUGUCAGUGGUGGAGCUUUAUCAUGUCCACGUUUCCAGUGCAGAAAAUACUACGGCUAGAGGAACGCUGAAGAAAAAAGAAACCAAAAAAGUACUGACCCACCAUCUGUAUUUCUGUAUGCGUGACUUUGGGCAUCACAUCGGUGAAGAUACUGAGAUAUAUUUUUCCCUGUACGACGCUGCCAAGUGCAAAUAUAUCACAGAAAGGUUUCUGGUCAAGAUAUCCAAAGAGGGUUUUUCCAAUUAUGUGGAGAAGCUUCAUAGUAACUGCACCUUUUUCACGGACUUAGGUAACUCUGAUUUAAAUAGUGAUAUUUUUAUAAUUGCUCACAUAAUAAGGAUCGGUAAAAUGAUCUACUCUGAUACCUCCAAAAAGACUGAAAAAUACGCGCCCCUGCAACAGCAAGUAUACAAAAGACCGUACGGCGUAGGGGUGCAACCUUUGGGCAAAUUUUUGGCCAGUAAGGAUAAGGAUUCCGAUGAAAAAGAGUUUAAUAUGAAGGUUUUCCAAGGGGAAGAGAAAGAUUUCCACCAAUUGCACGAGUUCAUAAUCAAGCAGAUCGGGAAAUUCAACGCUCUCACUUGUCCUCCUAAUUACGGAAUAAUGAUAUCGCUCAAGAUACUCCACGGCGAACUCAGACAAAUCAAGGAAGACAACCAGUUGCUGUUUAAGAACGUCAGCCUGACGAAAAAACUGGGAUUUCCUGAUGUUAUCAUGCCUGGAGAUGUCAGGAACGAUUUGUACAUUUCUUUGGAACGCGGAGAUUUCGAGAGAGGUGGGAAGUCCACUGGCAAGAAUAUAGAAGUUACAAUAGUGGUUCUGGAUAGUGAAAAGAACAGAAUUCAGGAUUGUUUGUGGGGAGCUUCUGGUAUGGAAGGAUCCGCAGUUUACAAUUCCAUGAUUAUAUAUCACCAUAACUCCCCAGCUUGGGCAGAAUUAGCCAGGUUAACAUUGCCAAUAGACAAAUUCGCAGGUGCUCAUGUAAGAUUCGAAUUCAGGCAUUGCUCCACUAGGGAAAAGAACGAUAAAAAGCUAUUUGGUUUCUCAUUCAUACGCCUAAUGGACAAAGAUGGUGCUGCCAUUCAGGACGGUUCCCAUGAGUUGUACAUAUACAAAUGCGAAGAUCUGCAGAAGCUAGAAAAUUGCGGCUAUUUGUCCCUUCCAGCGUUCAGCAAAGACUACGAAGGUAAUCACGAGGCUAGCGGGCAGUUUUCUCGAAGCCAAAAAGAAGCGGUCUACAUAAAAACUCUGUUAUGUUCCACGAAGCUGACUCAGAAUGUCGACCUUUUGGCUCUUUUGCGAUGGAAGUCGCAUCCAGAAAAGAUACAGGAUUCUUUGCAGAGGGUUCUGAAACUGGGUGAUGAAGAGUUGGUUAAAUUUCUGCAAGACGUGCUGGACGCCCUGUUCGCUCUAUUUUCGACGGAAGAUGGAAAUUCAACCCAGUACAGCGGAUUGGUUUUUCACGUACUGGUUUCAAUUUUCAUCUUGUUGGACGAGUCCAAAUUUCAACAUUUCAAACCUGUUUUGGACGCUUACAUCAAGAAUCACUUUUCUGCGGCUUUGGUUUACAAGGGAUUGCUCACAAGUGUGCAGCAUUGCGCUGAUUGGAUUUUAUCCUUCGAGAAGCAGGAACCUAUUCAGAAGUGCUACAAAAGUUUGGAGUAUAUUUUCAAACUAAUCAUUCAGAGCAGGUUAUUGUUUUCGAGGGCCACUUGUGGACAAUUUGAAGAUAGUUUCAAGAGGGACCUGUAUGCUGUGUUCAAUUCGCUGAAUAAAAUGCUGAUCAUGACGGAACCAAAUAUCACCAACACACAGGUGGCCUUACUUCUAUCUAUUAGCUCAGUUUACGAACAGCUCGUUGAGGUUUUACCGAUAUCAGAAGUCUCGAAGAUAGCUGCUACCAUGUUGGAUACAAUACCAAAAGAGUUACCUCUAUUGCUAGUUCAAGCCAAGUUAGUUUGUAUAAAAAAUUUAGUGUCCAGCAAGCUGUUCCAAGAUGACGAAUCCAGAAGUUUGUUGUUAGGCUGUGUUUGCAAACAUUUAAGGUUUCAUAUUAUACAUAGGGAUGAAUUAACGAUAUGCACCGAGGUCUUGUCUGAAAUACUGGGUUAUCUUUUCAAACAACGUAAGAUUUGUGACGAACAAGGAAAAAUAAAUAACUGUAUCCAUCAUGACGUGGAUACCUUGUGUAUAAGUAUCUUAGAAGUUUUGCUCCAAACCGUCUUGAUGUUGCUAGAUAAGGAUACGAAGAUAAUCGGCUGCUUGGUUGCAUGCAUGCUUGGAAUCUUGCAACUCUUGGACGAGUAUCAUUAUAAACGGUUAUGGGAAGUACUCAUGGGACCUAGUCACGAUCGGAAACUAUUGAAGGACUUCCUGUUAAGGGUGUUCUUGGUGUUCCGUAAUCUGGUUGUGCAAGAAGUUUACUCCAAGGAUUGGUUAGUGAUCAAAAUGGUUAUGAACAACAUCAUCUUGAAGUCUCUUCAAGAAUUGGCGCAGCCUUUGGCUUUCAAGUUUCUCGACACGCACACUGGUUACAUUGAUAAAGAACUUUGGACAAAUUAUUUCAAUUUGGCCGUUCAUUAUUUAACGCAAGAAUCGCUACAGUUAGAACAAUUUUCGGACGUGAAGAGAGAAAAGAUAAUCGAGAAAUAUGGGGAUAUGAGGGUUUUGAUGGGAUUUCAAAUUCUGUCUAUGUGGUCACAACUUGGGGAGUGUAAACUGGCUUUCAUCCCUUCCAUGGUUGGACCAUUCUUAGAAGUUACUUUAGUACCAGAAAUCGAACUAAGAAAAGCCACCCUUCAUAUCUUUUUCGAUAUGAUGGAGUGUGAGCAGAGAGCUAGGGGUAAUUUUAGACAAGUGGAAACUGAACUGAUAGAUAAAUUAGACACGCUAAUAUCGGAAAAUAAAGGGGAUGAUGAAUAUAGGAGACUGUUCAACACCAUGCUUCUGGGUAGAGUACAAAGUGAAGAUCCGACUUGGAAAGAAAGUGGAGCAGCUUUCAUCACAUCGGUCAGCCGCUUAUUAGAAAGACUUUUGGAUUAUAGGAGUGUGAUUCAAGGCGAUGAAAAUAGAGAUAAAAGGAUGUCUUGCACAUUCAAUCUUCUCAAUUUCUACAAGAAUGAAUUCGACCGUAAAGAGAUGUAUCUCAGGUAUAUAUACAAGUUGCACGAUCUGCAUUUUUCUGCUGAGAAUUACACGGAGGCUGGUUUCACCAUGAAACUUCACGCAGAUCAGCUGAGUUGGACCAACCAUACGCCAGUAUCCGAUCUCAAUAACGCCAACCUGACGGAAAGUCAACUGAAGGAGAAACUUUACUUGCAGAUGAUUCAUUAUUUCGACAAGGGAAAGUGUUGGGAAGAGGGCAUCCCUUUGUUGAAAGAGCUGGCAGCUGUUUACGAAGAACAAUCAUUCGAUUACAAAGCUCUAAGUGAUAUUUUGAAAUAUCGUGCCAAAUUCUACGAUAAUAUACUGACUCAACUCCGUCCCGAACCCGAGUAUUUUAGGGUUGGUUACUAUGGUCUCAGUUUCCCACUCUUCGUCAGGAACAAGCAAUUCAUCUAUAGAGGUUUAGAAUAUGAGAGGAUAGGUGCCUUUACGCAGCGAUUACAAACGGAAUUUCCCGCCGCCCAAAUUUUGAUGAAGAACACACCACCGGAUGAUUCUAUUAUUAAUUCUGACGGUCAAUAUAUUCAAAUUUGUAAUGUCAAACCCAUUCCAGAGCCGAAUCCUAUAAUUUCAGCGAAUGGAGUCUCGGAAAAAGUUUCUAGGUAUUAUCUUUACAAUAACGUUAAAAGAUUUCAAUGUGAUAGACCAGUACAUAAAGGGAUGAUCGAUAAAGAUAACGAAAUCAAGAGUUUAUGGAUCGAAAGGAUGACUAUAGAAAUCGAACAUCCCUUGCCUGGUAUCCUUCGGUGGUUCGAGGUUGUAAACAGGCACACCGAAGAAAUACCCCCGGUAAAAUUCGCUUGCGAAACGAUGCAGAACGUAGAAAAGGAACUGAGACAACUGAUCGUCCUGUAUUCUAAGGAACCCAAGAGGAAUUUGAACCCGUUCACCAUGCGUCUUCAGGGUAUCAUAGACGCGAACGUCCAAGGGGGCAUCAGCAAAUACCAACAAGCGUUCUUCACGCAGGAAUUCCAGAAGCUGUACCCCGAACACAUGACCUACGUGUUCACCCUGAAGAAUCUGAUUUUGGACGCCACGCAGGUUAUGGAGGAGGGGUUGGAUCUGCAUGGUAAAUUGGCAUCUGCGGGGGUUCAACCGUUGCACCAGAGGUUGCUCGAGAGGUUCGCUCAGCUGAGGGAAAGUCUGGGAUCGAUUUGUAGGCCUAAACGACAAAAAUCUGAUAGUAUUGUCAAUACUCCACUGCCGCCAGUUCCCCUCGAAAAGAAGUAUUCAGAAAAUGGUUCCCAAUUAUCAUACGGAUAUUUGGGGGAUUAUAGUGAACCCGAUGUGAUUUACACCAAACCUACGGAGAAUGAAAAAAUGAUGCCUAGUAGAGAGGCUUUAGGAUUAUCCUUGCCAAGCACAAUUGGCGCCCCACCAAUUCCACAACGGGAAAACAGGCCAAAGUCGCAAGGUUUUAGUAACUUGUUUUGCGAAGUGCACACACCUACUAGAGGGCCCUUCGAGUAUAACAGCUCCAGUUUGCCAUCUUUCAAAAGCAGGGAAUCCGACUUGUGUGAUAUUCCACUGCCACCAAAACCUACACAUUCCAGGGAAAGAUCUCUCACAAAACCGCCAUCUCCCAGGUUGCUGAGACACAGUUCCAUGACACCUACUGAUGGUAUUGCACCAUUGAGAAAUUCAUGGUCAGAUUCAGGAACAGAAGAAGCACCCCCUCUGCCUCCUAGGUCUCAUACUCCUGACAAACGGGUGAAUAGCUUCUCCAGCGACACGCCGCCUCACGUACCCAAAAGGGGUGCCAAAAAAUCCACCCCCUCGAUGUGCAGCAUGGAAUACGUGGCCGUGGACGAGGGUUCUCAGGAACCGAUCUCCAACUCUUCCUCCAAUUGUUUGUUGGCAGCUCAAAGCGACGAUUCCCACGAUCUGAGGGAUUCGGGGAUCAGCAUAUCCGAACACGCUCAUCUGAACAAUUUCAACAAUAGCAGUUACGAAGAAUUCGAUCUGAGGGCGCAUCAGCAGGAGAUGAACAUCGUUCAGAGUCCCCCGAAGGACGGGGGAAAGGGGAAUCCUCCGCCUAUCCCUCCUAAGUGUAGCUACGCAGGUAGUUCAGUCGUCUUCGACGCCGAGAUCAAGAAGGAUAAUUUCGGGAAUGUCGUUAGUCCAGAAAAUUAUUCCAUUCCGAAGAUGCAAGCGGACGCUAAAGUGUCCAAUUUGGAGAAUUCGUGAAGAGACUGGUUAGGUUCGAAAUGGUAGAUGAAAUAGUGUAUAUUACUUUCUUUAUCUCGGUUAAGAUUUACGAGUCAUAAUUUUGAAUUUUAUAUCGCGCAAACGAAUUCAUUAGUUUCGAUGAUAGCACAAUUUUAAGUGAUGUAAAUAUUAGAUACAUUCAUAUCGUUUUAUGAACAAUUUAUGAUAACUUUUUAGAUUUUUUUGGUCCUAUUUUAUUAUUUAAUUUUUUCAAAGGUAUUCUUCUUUAAUAUUUGUACUUGGGAAUUCUCAAAUCAUAUAUUGAAUUUUUCAUGUGGACUAAAGUUUUGACCAAUAACCUAUAAUAAUUCUUCAUCGGUUUCACACGAUUCAGAACCAGCUUCAUGAUCAAUAAUGCUCAAUAUAAUCAACAUCAGGCGUUUGCAUGGUUGACCCUCAAAAAUAAAGUACGAAAUGCAGUUUGUUAUUGACUCAAUCAAAUUAAGCGUAGGUACAAUAAAUAAUGUGCUUUCAGCAUAAAUUUAAAAGAGGGCUGACCGCAAUUUUUCAACCUCGCGUGUACAAUAUAGUUAUUUAUUUACCAAGGACGAAAACUGGCCAUCAUUGUCGAAACAAUAGGCAGUUUUUGCGGAGGUGCAUAUUACAUUUUUUGUCGACCUCACAUACCUUCAUGAAAGUUUCCUGGCCUCGGCUACGUCGACGUAGUUGCCACUUCCUAGACUAGUCAUCCAAGUAAUUCAUUGAAAAAUGCAGUGAUAACAAGAUCUGCUGUGAAGCAACUUUGUUUUGUGUUGCAAUCAAAUAAUUAAUUUUUUAAAUUAACUACUACACAACCAGUUGAUCUGAAUCGCUGGGUUUGGGAACAUAAGUUUUAUAAUCAAACUCGUAAAGUUUCAAACUUUCCAUGAUGACCUUUUUUUUUUGUAAAAGAGGACUUUAAUAGUGGAACAUUAGGCUGGCUUCAAGCCUUCAGUGCCACCUAUUGGUUUCAUCGAUGUUUCCUCAACUAAUAACUCGCUAACCUCAGUUAUUGUUAUAUAUCCAUGCUUGCAGAAAUUAGUUCUUUGCCGAGCACUAUUAAUAAUUCAAAUUGAACGCAACAAUAAUCAUCGAGGAUCAUUGUAAUUUAAUAUAGAAUAGAAUUGAUGUUCAAAUAGUUCAUUCGAUCGUUGCUGAGCCGGUGAUGUAUGAGGGAAAAAAAGAAUUGUUUUCGUCAGGUUAUCGACAUUUUUUUUAUUGAUUUUUCAAUUCAAUUUGUUCUGAGUAGUGCCAAAGCCAAACGGUAUGGUUUAUCUCUCAGGGACAGUGAACAAGAAAAGAAAGAAUUUGAUCACUCUGAUAGUGCCAAAUCUUGAUUCUUCAAUCGCCGUUUUGAAAUUUUUCCUUCAAAGCUUUAAUUCAUAUCAAGAUCGUGCAAUAUCUAUCUAAGGAAUUUUUUUCCACCUCGUACAGACAUCCUGGCCGCAAGUGUACAUAUGUAUUUUUGGCAUUUUAGAUGAGAAACUUGAAUGAACGAAACUAUUUUUUCUACUAAGGGCCAAAAAAUGAAUUAGGUAUCGUCUUGCUGCUAUGAAAAUUUAAGUUGUCCAUCUGCACAUCGAAGUUUGUAUAUAUCGGUGCUAUUUUAUUUCCACAGGAAAAAUAUUUUUAAUAUUGAUUAUUGUCAUACUGUAAUUGUGUUGAUUUAGCCAUUAUACUAGUCAUAAAGAUAUUAUAUUCUAUUUUGUAUUACGAGUACCUACCUAUUGUAUUUUCUUAUGAAUAAUUAUAACAUUGUAUUUUACUUAGAUGUAGGUAAUAAAUUUAUUCCAGGUGA
Messenger RNA from Coccinella septempunctata (seven-spotted ladybird), 7793 nucleotides. RefSeq names its product dedicator of cytokinesis protein 3 (gene spg). Gene Ontology annotation, cellular component: plasma membrane; cytoplasm. The transcript is spliced from 26 exons. Gene Ontology annotation, molecular function: small GTPase binding; guanyl-nucleotide exchange factor activity. NCBI's taxonomy places the organism in Eukaryota, Metazoa, Arthropoda, Insecta, Coleoptera, Coccinellidae. The record is from RefSeq and is a predicted model, not a curated record. The coding region runs from base 122 to 5995 and encodes 1957 amino acids. Gene Ontology annotation, biological process: small GTPase-mediated signal transduction.